Fibroporia radiculosa is the source of this 96-nucleotide messenger RNA. RefSeq lists its product as uncharacterized. Bases 1 to 96 code for a protein of 31 amino acids. The record is from RefSeq and is a predicted model, not a curated record. Lineage: Eukaryota; Fungi; Basidiomycota; Agaricomycetes; Polyporales; Fibroporiaceae. The transcript is spliced from 2 exons.
AUGAAGGAAAAGAAAAAGGACCCCCCCCCUAAAGCUGUAACAAGACCUAGCAGAAAUGAUGUACCAGAAGAUAUGGACACUACAUGGUCUUCCUAA